AUGUCUCCUAACCUACUGCAAACUUACUCUGAAGGAAUUCAUGACAAAGGUGCCGCCUUGGAAAACUGUUUCGGCUUUGUUGAUGGAACGGUUCGUCCCAUAUCAAAACCAGGAGUCAAUCAGAGAGCUGUUUACAAUGGUCACAAGCGCUUUCACGCCCUUAAAUUUCAAUCCUUGGCCCUACCAAAUGGAUUGAUUGACCAUCUGUUUGGACCAGUAGGUAAGGGUAUAUUCAUUCAUUUUUUAUAGUGGGAUAGUACCGUAGCUGUUUUUACUUGGAGAGACAUUUUUAUCACUUAUGUGAACUUAAAAGUUAGAUUGAUUUCUUUUCUCGUAAUGUUAAUCUGACGUUUCUUGAUGACUCUCUCCUGGUCUCUCAAAUCAGAGGUAUUUUCAGUAGCUCCCACUUUCAAUUGUUAUUAGAGGAAAUGGUUGUCCUGUCACCACAGACAAAUAAAUUAUAAAUUCUGACUUAUAGGCCAUAAGUACCUGGACUGUAAGAAUAAUAGCCAGCAAAUCCUAUGUUGUUUUUUGCCUACUCAAUUACUAAGGUAAUCAAUGGUCUAUAUAGGUAACAGUUUGUCAGCCAGCCAAUGUGUGACUGAUUCUGGUUCAAAAUUAAUUUUUUUGGUUCUUGUUCAGAGGGACGAAUGCAUGAUGCGAGAAUGCUGGACACAUCUGGCCUCUAUAUUGACCUGGCACAGUUCGCCUUUUCCCCUGCUGGACAGGAGAUGUGUAUCUACGGGGAUCCGGCAUAUCCUCUACGUACCCACCUGCAGUGCCCCUUCAGAAAUGGGGUGUUAACAAGACAAAUGGAAGAGUUUAAUGCAUCUAUGAGUUCUGUACGUACAAGUGUGGAAUGGUUGUUUGGAGACCUUAUAAAUUAUUUCAAGUUUCUCGAUUACAAAAAGAAUCUCAAAAUUGGCCUUAGCCAUGUAGGAAAAAUGUACAUUGUUUGUUCACUUUUGCGGAAUACUUUAACAUGUCUCUACCGCAGUACGACUGCUGACUACUUUGGCCUUGACCCACCAUCACUAGUCGAUUACUUUAGCUAA
Molecule: messenger RNA, 1055 nt
Organism: Porites evermanni
Lineage: Eukaryota; Metazoa; Cnidaria; Anthozoa; Scleractinia; Poritidae
Source: the annotation of a GenBank genome assembly